AUGGAGGUGCCGCUUGUUGAUUUUGAGAACAUGGACGAUGUCGGCAUCCACCUGGGGGACCCGAAUGACUCGGGGUACCCGACGUCACCCCCGUCAGAGGUCCCCGAUGACGAUCUGCUCACCCACCGUCUGAGCUCUCCUCCCCAGACGCCGCACAGGGGACGACGUCGACAUCAUUCCGGUCAAGAAGGACUGUCGCCGUCCUCUCCUCCGACUCUGACCACCAAAGCGAUCUCCAGCAGCUGCAGCUUGAUCUCUAAUCUGAAGCUCCUGAUCAACAGCGAGUCUCCCACCGACGGCGUCUACGAGAACGAAGACUUGUUUGAAAAGCACGUAAUUGAGGAGAAAGACGAGAAAGUUGUCAUCAAUAUUUCAGGCCUGAUGUUUGAGACCCAGCUCAGUACCCUGAGAAAGUUUCCAGAGACGCUGCUGGGUGACUCCAUGAAGAGGACAAGCUACUUCGACCCGAUGAAAAACGAGUACUUCUUUGACAGGAACCGCCCGUCGUUUGAUGGUAUUCUGUACUACUAUCAGUCGGGGGGGAAAAUCCGCCGACCAGCCAACGUUCCGUUAGAUGUUUUUGCGAAUGAAAUGGUUUUCUAUGAGUUGGGCCAUGAGGCGAUGCAGCAGUUCCGCGAAGACGAAGGCUUCGUCCAAGAGCCGGAGGUUCUUCUGCCCACCAACGAACUGAAACGACAAUUCUGGCUCCUGUUUGAAUACCCAGAAAGCUCCAGUGCAGCCAAAUCUGUCGCUCUGGUUUCUGUUUUCGUCAUCGUCAUUUCCAUCGUCAUCUUCUGCCUCGAGACUCUGCCGGAGUUCAGGGAGGACACUGACUUUCCGCCGGGUUUUACACAACUCAUCAACGGUACCCUGGGCGGUUCUGUUCGUCGUCACUCCGCCACUAAAAGCGUGUUCGCGUAUCUAACAGACCCCUUUUUCAUCAUGGAGACUAUUUGCAUCAUUUGGUUCUGCUUUGAAGUGGGUGUCCGCUUCGUGGUGUGCCCCAGCAAAAGGGAUUUCUUCAAUAACAUCAUGAACACCAUUGACAUCGUCUCUAUAAUUCCCUAUUUUGUCACCCUUGGAACCGAGCUGGCUACGACCCCCGAUGAGGAUUUGAACACCAGCCAGAACAUGUCCCUGGCAAUCCUGAGAAUCAUCCGUCUGGUGAGAGUUUUCCGAAUUUUUAAGCUCUCCCGACACUCGAAAGGGCUUCAGAUCUUGGGACAGACCUUGAAAGCCAGCCUGAGGGAACUUGGGCUGCUCAUCUUCUUCCUUUUUAUCGGAGUCAUCCUAUUCUCAAGUGCCAUCUACUUUGCAGAAGUGGAUGAGCCCCACACGCAGUUUGUCAGCAUCCCUGACGGCUUCUGGUGGGCCGUGGUGACAAUGACCACCGUGGGAUACGGAGACAUGUGCCCCAUCACGAUCGGAGGCAAAAUGGUGGGCACCCUCUGUGCCAUCUCCGGGGUCCUGACCAUCGCCUUGCCCGUGCCCGUCAUCGUCUCCAACUUUAACUACUUCUACCACCGUGAGACUGAGCAGGAAGAGAAACUGGUGUUGGACACAGCGGCAGAGGCUGCCCUGAAAAUAUCCGCCGCAAACAAGUAUGGGAGCACGCCCUCUUUGAACAAAAGCAACGGCACGUGGCAGAAUGAGAAAAAUGGCACGCACUCAUAG
This is a messenger RNA of Pseudoliparis swirei, 1674 nucleotides long. Its product is annotated as potassium voltage-gated channel subfamily A member 10. Gene Ontology annotation, biological process: potassium ion transmembrane transport; protein homooligomerization. NCBI's taxonomy places the organism in Eukaryota, Metazoa, Chordata, Actinopteri, Perciformes, Liparidae. The transcript has a single exon. Gene Ontology annotation, molecular function: protein binding; delayed rectifier potassium channel activity. Bases 1 to 1674 code for a protein of 557 amino acids. Gene Ontology annotation, cellular component: voltage-gated potassium channel complex; membrane. The record is from RefSeq and is a predicted model, not a curated record.